AGAGAAAGAGAGAGAGAGAGAGGGAGGGGAAAGAAGCGAGAGGGAAGAGAGAGCAGAGGAGCUUUGAGAGGGGAUCUGCAUUGUAAGUAACUCUGAGAGCAGCAAGAGGUGGCUCUUUCUUCAACCUGCCUUUUUUUUUCCAAGAAGCAAAAGAAGAAGAAGAAGGAAGAUAACCGAGCAGAAGACUGCAGUUCUGAAAAGUCUGUGUAUAAAAAAAACUGCAAGGGGACAAGGGAGGAGAGAAGCCAGGAGGAACACAAGGCAGCAAUGGAUAGCAGAGUAGCUCAGUCUGACCCUGGGAUGGCCUGGAUCCACACACUGCUGCUCGCUGCCAUCCAGCACACACACUAGGCUGGUAGCGCCACUGAGCCCUCAUGUGCCUGUUCAGUCAUGCUCCCUGGGUAUGGAUUCUCACCUUUUCCUGAUUUCCAACCCCACCUUAGUGCUUUUCGCUGCAGAGGAGAGAGUCCCAGCAUGUGGAUCCCAGGCUCAGGAGAGUCCCAGGGUCUGAGUGAGGCCCAGGAGAACAGGCCUCUCCUCCAUCCGUGCCACCACAAGCAUGUUGCCGUGUGCCAGCAAGAAACAUUGGCUUUUAUUGAGCUCCAGCCACCACCGACUCCGAAAUUAAACAGCUUUGUCUCUCCAAGGCCAACUGUGAUUCCAGACGCACAAUGCAUGACCCACUCUUUGCCACUAAAUGGUCUCAGACACACGCUAAAUGAACUGAAUGACAUGCAGAAUGGCUGCCGCAGAACAGACAGUGAGCAUGAAACAAAUUUGAAUUUGAACUCUUUUCCACAUGCUGCAGGUGUCAGCGAGCUUGAAUGCCAAAAUGGCACUAGGACUUCUUUACAGGAGCAGAUUGAAAAGCCACGGACCGUCACAGCUGUAUGUCGUCCUCUCCAUGCAGCUCUUAGCCUCCCUCUGUCAUUUCCUCUGUCCUCUCUAUACACAAACCCAGACUCCUGGGAAUCUCAGGUACUUUGCUCCCCAUCCUCACCUGAAUGUCCAGAGUUUCCGGGCCCAGAUUCCUGCCAGCCUCAGAGGAGAACAUCACAAGGAUCACUGAAAGAGAAGUCUAUCCGCAGAAAAAUGCAGGUUUAUUCCCCAGACAGUCUGAGUGAUGAAUCACUCAGCAGCCCAGUCCUGGAUGCAGAAUACAUCUUUCCUGGACCUUUUGCAUCUUUCCUGGAAGAGGACCUCAGUGGAUUAUCCUCUCUGGAAGCCAUUUCAAGUCCUUCAUCCACAGAUGGUGUUACAGAUCUCCCAAACGUCAGUCAUAAUGAUAUUUUUAGUCUACCUGCUGAACCUCUGCAAAUAAUAGAGGACUCCAUGCCAGGGGUGGAGGAGGAGAGAGGGAGCAUAGAUACAUCGAUUGCCACAGGUAUGAGCUUUUUGUCACGCAGCCGCCAAGGGGACCAAGAACGGCGGCGCUUCUCAGCUUCAGAACUGAUAUCGAGACUGCAGCUGUCUCAAAGGAAGAACUCAUUCACCUUGAAGCUGGGGAAGUCGCUGUCUGCUCGAGUAGCCUCCAGGGACAGACAGAGCACCAGCAGCCUCAGCCCCAACACUGACUAUAAGUCCAACUCUAGACACCGCAGUUCAGGAGGCUCUAGUGAUAGUGCCCCACACAGUCCUGUAGGACCAGCACCUCAACUGCCCAGCAGCGACAAUGGGAUGCCUUUGCAUCGGUGGAGCACAAAACUCGGAAUGCGAAAGAAAUCCAUAGAGGAGGAUGUGGGCACACUUCCAUCUGUUCCUAGUUCAAAUCGACUAUCAAGGUUUUUGCCUAGCUCGAUUUUGUACCAGGAAUACAGCGAUGUUGCCAUCAAUAGAGAGAUCCAGAGGCAGCAAGGGAAGGAGCCAGGCACAGAGGAGGAGGGGCUCAGGGACGAGGGGUCAGAUGGGACCCCAUCGCCAUCCAAUCUGUCUCCAUCCAGCUCCUUUCGUUCAUCACGAGGCUCUGCUUUUGCUCUGUGGCAGGACAUACCUGAUGUUCGAACCAGCGGUCAGCUCGACAACUUCAGCAAUGAGGAAAGAAAAUUACAGGAGGCAAAGUUUGAGUUGGUGACGUCUGAGGCAUCGUACAUUCGUAGUCUGACAAUUGCGGUGGACCACUUCAUGCUGUCGCAGGAGCUCGCAGAGUGUCUUGGGACUCAGGAUAAGCAGUGGCUUUUCUCCAAGCUGCCUGAAGUCAAAGAUGUCAGUGAGAGGUUUCUUCAGGACCUAGAGCACAGGCUGGAGGAAGACAUUCUCAGAUUUGAUGUAUGUGACAUCGUUCUGGAUCACUGCCCAGCUCUGCGAAGGGUUUAUUUACCUUAUGUAACCAACCAGGCUUACCAGGAGCAGACAUACCAGCGUUUGCUACACGAAAACACUCGUUUCCCUGGCAUCCUGGCUCGCUUGGAGGAGGACCCUAUCUGCCAAAGACUUCCUCUGACCUCUUUUCUAAUCCUCCCGUUUCAGAGGAUCACCCGGCUUAAAAUGCUGGUGGAGAACAUCUUAAAGAGGACAACACCAGGCUCUCGAGAUGAGGACACUGCCACAAAAGCUUUCAAUGAGCUAAAAAAGAUCAUCAAAGAAUGUAACUCCAGUGUGCAGUCAAUGAAGAGGAUGGAAGAACUUAUACACCUCAACAAGAAAAUUCACUUCGAGGGCAAGAUUUUUCCUUUGAUCUCUCAGUCCCGCUGGCUGGUGAAACAUGGUGAACUCCUGGAAGUGGACACCCAGAUGAUGAGCAUUUCUGGGUCAAAGCUCAAGUUACCCACAAAGCCUGUGUACCUCCACUUGUUCAAUGACUGUCUGCUGCUGUCCAGGAGGAAGGAUACAUGGAAGUUCAUGGUGUUUGUACAUGCCAAGAUAGGAGAGUUGAAAGUGAAGGAUCUCAGUCAGAAGCUGCAAGGAAUCUCAGGCUUCAUCUUUCACCUGCAGCUUUGUGAAGGCCAGCAGCUCAAACAUCAGAUCCUGCUUAAAUCGCACACUGAGAGCGGGAAGCAGAGAUGGAUCACAGCAAUGUUCCCAUCUGACCCACGCGAAGACAUCGAGCAAGCCAGUGAAAAUGAUGAUAUAUCCCAGGUUCAGUGCAUUAAAAGCUACCAAGCCCAAGAGCACGAUGAGUUAACACUGGAAAAAGCUGACAUUCUUCAUGCUAAGACCAUUACAAGUGAUGGCUGGGUGGAGGGCAUCAGACUGUCAGACGGAGAGCGGGGCUGGUUCCCCAAAAGCUACGUGGAGGAAAUCACAAGUCGCAGCGCGCGCCUCCGCAACCUCCGAGAAAAUAUCCGCAUCAAAUGUGUCACACAGAAACUGAAGGGAGAGAACUAACCAUUUUCACUGCGACUUGUUAUGUGUCAAAGCUGCAUUUAAGUUGUGAAGGUGCUUUUUUUUUUUUAGCUUUUGGAUGACUGUUUUAAUUUUAGUUGGAUAUGGGACCUUCAGUAUGUAUAGUAUGCAACUGCUACAACAAGCAAACAUUUCUGGCCUCUUUGCAUGCUUCUAAACUAUGUAUCAGUAGUUUCCAUAAGCAUUGCAGCUUUGAAUGCAGUUUUGAAAUGAUAAUGCAAAGUUUUUAAUGCUCAUUUAAUUUUUUUUCAGUAAGAAUCUGUUGACAGAAGUCCUUAUUUUUAACCAUUUUGCCACUCUGAAAUUUCCACUUUGUAGGAGCCAUUAUUUUAUCAGUGCUUUCUGUGAAUACAUUUCAAUACCAAUACCAAGCCUAAAUGUGAUAGAUGUAUACUUGCACAUUUAUCACCACCACUGGUAAAUGUAAACAUAUUCAGCAGUAAACAUGUAUAUUUCAGAAAGCAGUAGAACGAUGUCAUCUCAAAAUCUGUCACUGCAUUUUUCUUCUAUCGGCUGGCAUAGAUGAAUCUGACUAUCUUGUGCAGUCAACUGAGUUUUGUGAGGUGAUCGAGAUCAGGAUCCGCAUCUUAAGAGGUGUAAAUCUGUUGUCUGCCAUUUUAUUAAAGAGGAUGAUAAGUCAGAGGAUUUUCCAGAAUGGUGGUUUAAAAAUGAAACUAAUUUUCAGGAUUCUGUCAUAACAUAUGAUGCCUUAGCUUAGUUAAAGAGUUGGUGUGAUCAUAUUAUACAGGGUGUCCCUAAAAUCUGGACAAACAGGAAAUCUCAUUAACUAUCAUUUUUUUUGCCUCCACAGAUUAAAUAUGGUUUUGUUGAAAGAAGAAAGAGUUGAACUGGUAUUUCUCAGUGGACACGAAGGAUGGACAUAUUGAAAGAUAGCAGAUGAAGUUAAUGCACGUCAUCCACGGAGGAUUCCACUUUUCCACGGUGACGAAGGUGGUUGAAAAAGUAAUGUCAUGGACAAUCCCUGUUCUAAGCAACCAAAUGUAUCAACCAAAACUAAAGAAUUGGUUCUGGUUAAAAUUCAUGCUAGCCCCAAAAAAUCGCUUCCCUAACCCUAACCCUAUCUUUCGAUAUGUCCAUCCCUCACAUCCACUGAGAAGUACCAGUUCAACUCUUUCUUCUUUCCACAAAGCCAUAUUUAAUCUGUGGAGGCAAAAAAAAAAGGCAAAAAAAUAUAGUAAAUGAGAUUUUCUGUAUCCAGACUUUAGAGACACCUUGUAUAUGUUUUACUGUCAACAAAGUCCAUGAAAAGACCCAAAGUAAUAAUGAACUGAUCUGAAUGACAGUACUGCCUGUGUAGCCAAAGCCAGAUUUUGCUUAUUCCUUUGUGCCAAAGAUGUCCAUUUCUGUUCUUAAUCUAUUACUUCAAUUUUUAAUGUGCUACUGAGUCACACAGGUGACAUGUUUCUUCACUAUCACUAACACAGAAAGUGUCAUUUAUUUUGUCAGUCGCACUCAGACCGUCCAGCUGCUGUAAGUAUCAACUGAAGUGCCAAAUGUGUAUUAAUCUGCUGAAAAUACUCCCCAACAAAUGCACUGCUGCUGUUUGCUAUCAGUUCAAGACAUGAGACGUGAGAAUUUAAAAAAAGAAACUAUGUGCUUGUCUGUAUUGAAAGAUUUCUGCCCUCAGUAUCAACCAAAGUUCAUGGGGCAGAAACACAGAUGGGAAAGGAGAAUUUGUAAAAUUCAAACUGACUGACACAUUGUAGUCUUUGGUUUUUUUAUAGCCUUUGUUGACUUAAAUAUAUAUAUAUAUAUAUAUAUCAUUAGCCUCGCCCUUUAAAACCAGUGAAAAACAAACAUUCCAAAUUUAUUUACAUUUCUUUGCUUUACGUGAACUAAUUUUAAAUCUUGUGUCCAAAUGUAGCAUCAGCUGAAUAAAAUACAGAUUGUUGUAUCACGCUGAUAUAGAAUAACGCUAAAUGCUAAUAUAGAAUAAACAGUUUAAGCACUAAUUUACAGUUAGGUCAGCAUCAUCCACAUCGUUUUCCUCAUUAAGUGUAAAAAAUCCCUAAAUGACUGAUAGCUCAGUGUAACUGAGCUGAGGCCUGUUGUUAAUGGACCACUAUAAUCAACAUUCAAGUGUAAAUUCUUCCAGUGGCACAUGAAAUGUUUAUAACCCUUCUAUUUUCUACAUCUAAGUUGUUAGUUGUAAUUUAAAUUUUUGCUGCUGCAGCACGUGUAUUUAUACUCCUCUAGCUGGUUGUUCUCUAAGGAGAUUUUGGUGUAAAUGUAUUUUUCUGUAGAUGGCUUCAUGUAUAAAAAAUAGAACAUGUUCCAUGUACUUUGAUGACUGUAAUUUAUAUUAAAAAAGAUUUGACACUUUUACAUUUCAAAACUACAAACUUUGCAGCUGGUUUAAUUUCUAAUACCAUAAUAAAUAUAAAAACUGGAAUACACUGGAUGUUUACUGACUUUCUGCACAUUACUGUAAAUGUUUAACCACUGGAAUAAAUACUGAUGAAAUAAAUAUACUA
This is a messenger RNA of Amphiprion ocellaris (clown anemonefish), 5837 nucleotides long. RefSeq names its product Rho guanine nucleotide exchange factor (GEF) 19 (gene arhgef19). Gene Ontology annotation, molecular function: guanyl-nucleotide exchange factor activity; protein binding. Lineage: Eukaryota; Metazoa; Chordata; Actinopteri; Pomacentridae. The record is from RefSeq and is a predicted model, not a curated record. Bases 391 to 3324 code for a protein of 977 amino acids. The transcript has 16 exons. Gene Ontology annotation, biological process: regulation of actin cytoskeleton organization; activation of GTPase activity.